Anopheles nili is the source of this 1032-nucleotide messenger RNA. RefSeq names its product NADH-cytochrome b5 reductase-like. Lineage: Eukaryota; Metazoa; Arthropoda; Insecta; Diptera; Culicidae. The record is from RefSeq and is a predicted model, not a curated record. Bases 1 to 1032 code for a protein of 343 amino acids. Gene Ontology annotation, molecular function: oxidoreductase activity. The transcript has a single exon.
AUGAUCGCCGACGAAGAUCCAGCGUGUUGUGGUUCAGGAUGCACAAAUUGUGUGCUGGACUCGAAACCUUCGAAACACAUCCUUCCCACGGGCGUAAGUAGUGUGUUCGAUAGAACGUACAAACCGUUCACUUGCGCAUCGAUCAAACAAGAAACGGAGGAUGUGUUUCGGUUCAAAUUUCGAUAUGAAUCGACAGCAUCUCAUGAUGAAAUUCGUGAUAAACAUCGGUACGUGAUAAUACCUCACGGAUGCCAUUUGUUUCUGAGAAUGCUGAAAAGUGCAACACCGCCGAUUGGAUCAGCAGCUGACAAUCUGUUGCAUGCUUGGCGUGAAAAACAUACCGUUCAGAUUGCGGCGAGGGGUUAUUUUGCUGAACAAAGCAAUACGGUUGAAAAAUAUGAUAAAAAUGAAGCAGACCUCUAUUUCAGCCGACCGUACACGCCGAUCUCGUUCGACACCAAUGAGGGCACGUUUGAUGUACUGAUAAAAAUGGAACCAGGCGGUCGUAUGACAGAAUAUCUGCUGACGCUCAUGGUCGGAUCCGGAACCCAGUGGAAAGGGGUUUAUGGAGAUUUCGUGUGGAAACGUAGCCAGUACCGUGAGGUGGUUGCCUUCGUGCAAGGCGUUGCCAUAGCACCAGUGUACAGCACUAUGCGGGCAAUUCUAGACGAUGAAGAGGACGACACACGUUUGAUGUUGUGCGGAUGCUUUCGAAAUCUCCAGAAUGUUUUACUACGCGAUGAGCUUCGCGCAAUGGCCGCGUACUGGAACUUCAAAUAUGCAAUCUACCUCUCCAGGCGAAGCUGCACCUGCCUCCUGGGAUCGGAGUGCGGUUGCGUUGCAAAACCAAUUAAAUACAACGAACCGAUCUACGAUCGUCGAUUGGAAGCAGCGGAUGUUGAGCGUUUGCUGAUGCCGCUUUCGGAAAGGAAACACUCGUUACUCGUAUUACUUUGCGGAACCGAAUCGUUUAUAGCGCUUAUCAAGACUAGUCUAGAGAAAUUGAGAAUAGAACAUUGUUACACAUUUUAG